AUUGCAGGAUCUCUUCCAACAAGAGAAAGGGAGAAAACGUCCAUCAGUACCACCCAGCCCUGGGAGACUGAGGCAAGGUGAAGAAAGCAAGAUCAGUAGCAUGGAUGCUUCCCCACGCAAUGCUUCUCCAGCACUGCAAAAUGGAGAGAAAGAGGAUCGUUUCCUGACUACUUUAUCAAGUCAGAGCUCCACAGGCUCCACCCAUCUUCAGCUGCCCACCUCUCCAGAGAUUGUAUCGGAGCAUAUGACUGGUGCCAACACACUGUCUGAACAGGAUACAACAAGCAGCUCAGAAGAUGUGUUUGAUGGACACUCACUGGGAUCUACAGACAGCCAAGUGAAGGAGAAAUCUACUAUGAAAGCUAUUUUGGCUAACUUUUUGCCUGGAAACAACUAUAACCCCAUUCCAUUUCCAUUUGACCCGGAUAAACACUACCUAAUGUAUGAGCAUGAACGUGUACCUAUUGCAGUCUGCGAGAAAGAACCAAGCUCCAUCAUAGCUUUUGCUCUCAGCACGUCAGACAACAAACCAAAGAGCAGUAGCCCUGUCCGCCUGCCUGAGGCUAACAUGUGUCCAUCAAAUCGCAAUGCAGAACCAGAACAGCCAAAGAAACCAUCUGGCGUUUUGUCUUUCUUCCGUGGCACGGGAGGGAAGAGCCCAGACCUUUCUUCCCAGAAGAAAGAGACCUUACGUGGUGCUGACAGUGCCUACUACCAGGUUGGACAGAUGGGCAAAGAGGGAGCAGAAAACCAAGGAGCUGAGCCUCAAGAUGAUGUAGAUGGAGGAGAUGGACAGAAGAAACAGCUGGUGAAUCCCCAUGUGGAACUCCAGUUUUCAGACGCAAAUGCCAAGUUCUACUGCCGGAUUUAUUAUGCUGGCGAGUUUCACAAGAUGCGUGAAGUGAUACUGGGGAGCAGUGAAGAGGACUUCAUCCGAUCCCUCUCUCACUCUUUGCCCUGGCAGGCACGAGGUGGCAAAUCUGGGGCUGCGUUCUAUGUGACCGAGGAUGAUAGAUUCAUCUUGAAACAGAUGCCUCGUCUGGAAGUCCAGUCGUUCCUUGACUUUGCUCCACACUACUUCACUUACAUCAUUAAUGCAGUUCAGCAGAAGAAGCCCACAGCACUGGCCAAAAUCCUUGGGGUAUAUCGAAUUGGAUACAAGAACUCUCAAAACAACACUGAAAAGAAGCUGGAUCUGCUUGUCAUGGAAAACCUUUUCUACGGCAGGAAAAUGGCUCAGGUUUUUGACCUGAAGGGCUCCCUCCGGAAUAGAAAUGUUAAAACAGAUACAGGCAAGGAAAGCUGUGAUGUAGUCCUGCUGGAUGAGAACCUUCUGAAGAUGGUCCGGGACAAUCCUUUGUACAUCCGUUCCCAUUGCAAGGCUGUGCUGAGAGCUUCCAUACACAGUGAUUCCCAGUUCCUCUCCAGCCACCUCAUCAUCGACUAUUCCCUGCUGGUGGGUCGUGAUGAUACCAACAAUGAGCUGGUUGUUGGGAUCAUUGACUAUAUUCGCACUUUUACCUGGGACAAAAAGCUUGAAAUGGUGGUGAAGUCAACUGGCAUCUUGGGAGGACAAGGUAAGAUGCCAACUGUGGUCUCUCCAGAACUGUACCGGACCAGGUUUUGUGAAGCUAUGGACAAGUAUUUCCUGAUGGUGCCAGACCAUUGGACAGGACUGGGCCUGAAUUGCUAAGCUAAAGCCCAUAUUGGGAAAGCACAAGAGGACAAUGACAUUAUAGGCCACUCUCUUCCUGCGGUCUGUCCAGCAGUAAGCAAGAGGAUUGCAGUUCCAUGUCUACACUGACCGUGUGCGUCAUGUCAUGAAGCGUGAAAUCUGCUUCUUGCACUUUAAUCCUCUCUUGGAGGCUGAUAAGCGAACCAGCCUCACUAAGGAUCUAAGCUGUAAGGUACCACUGAACAGCAUUGAUAAGAGACAUUCCCUCUGUCAGUAGGGAAGGUGAUGCUAUCUCCAUGUAAGAGCACUGAAACAGAUACUAUCCAGUUCAUGAUAGUGUAGAAGUACGUGAUCUCUCUAAGUCUUGCACUGCCUAAGUGGUGUUUAAUAUGAGCAGCUCAUGUUUCUGUAGUGGAUGCGUGGUACUGCAAAUGUGAAAUAAACCCCCCUCUGUGUGUGUGGGUGGGUGAGAGAAGAAUGAAGUUAAUUCCUGAGUUCUGCUAUUGUUGCAGUGGUCUGUAGUUGACCUGUUUAGGAUCCAUUAAUAACUUGUCCUGCUUAUGC
This is a messenger RNA of Fulmarus glacialis (Northern fulmar), 2239 nucleotides long. RefSeq names its product 1-phosphatidylinositol 3-phosphate 5-kinase-like. Gene Ontology annotation, biological process: phosphatidylinositol metabolic process. Lineage: Eukaryota; Metazoa; Chordata; Aves; Procellariiformes; Procellariidae. Gene Ontology annotation, molecular function: 1-phosphatidylinositol-3-phosphate 5-kinase activity. The record is from RefSeq and is a predicted model, not a curated record. The transcript is spliced from 14 exons. The annotation marks the transcript as partial.